UCAUCCCCUUCCCUCCCACGAUGCCCACCGCCACCGCCACCGCCACCCCGCCGCUGCCCUCCUCCUCCUCGCGGCGGCGCUGCCGCUGCUGCCCUGUCCUCCGCCGCCACGCGGUGCCCGGACUGCGGCUCCAACCCGGUCCCCUAUCCGCUGAGCACGUCCCCCACGUGCGGCGACCAGUCCUACAAGGUCCAGUGCGACGCCGGCGGGACCCUCCUCUUCGACACCCUCAACAACUCUUACCCGAUCACCUCCGUCGACCCGGAGAACCAGCGGCUCGUGGUCCAGCCCGCGAGCCUGCUCGCCAACACCUGCGUCACCUCCGACCUCGUCCACCAGGGCGUCCAGCUCAACUCCUCCUUGCCCUUCAACGUCACCAGCAGCAACACCAUCCUCUACCUCAACUGCAACUCCACGCUGCUCAACUCGCCGCUGAACUGCUCGUCGGCGAGCCUCUGCCACACCUACGUGAACGGAACGGCCGGCGCGGCGGCGUGCGGGGCGGCGGCGAUCUGCUGCACUUUCCGGGCGGGCGGGUCGACGACGUCCUACUCGAUCCGGGUCAGGGACGCGGGCUGCCGGGCUUACACGAGCUUCGUCAACCUGGACCCGAGCGAGCCCGUGAACCUCUGGCCCAAGCCCGGGAUGGAGAUCCAGUGGGUGCUGCCGCCAGAGCCCGUCUGCGGGGCCCAGUCGGACUGCGACGGGAAUGCCACGUGCCGGGCCGACCCGGCAGGGGGCGGGGUCAGCAGGUGCUUCUGCCAGCCCGGGCUCACGUGGGACCCCACCCAAGGAGUUUGUGUUGUGAAAGUGAUAUGUCAAGAUCCAGGUGGUUGUGGAACGGAUAGGACUGCUCUCAUAGCAGGUUUAACGUCUGGGAUAGGUGUGGCCCUUCUUGGAGCCAUCGUUGCUCUGUUGCUAUAUAGGCGUCAUCGGCGCAUUCAAGAGGCUCGAGAACGCCUCACCAGGGAGCGUGAGGAUAUCCUUAAUGCCAGGGGCGGCAGAGCAGCCAAAUUGUUCAUUGGGAAAGAAAUAAAAAAGGCGACGGCCAACUUUUCCAAGGAUCGGCUUCUCGGUGUCGGCGGAUAUGGCGAAGUCUAUCGAGGCAUCCUAGAUGAUGGCACUGUUGUCGCCAUCAAGUGUGCGAAACUCGGGAACACUAAAGGAACUGAUCAGGUCCUGAACGAGGUUCAGAUCCUGUGCCAAGUCAAUCACCGAAGUCUUGUUCGUUUACUCGGGUGUUGCGUCGAGCUUGAGCAGCCGCUCUUGGUUUAUGAGUACAUCGAGAAUGGUACUCUACUGGAUCAUCUCCGUGGUGAAGGACAGGGUAAAUUGUCCUGGACUCGUCGCCUCCAGAUUGCACAUGACACGGCCGAGGGCCUUGCUUACCUUCAUUUCUCAGCAGUUCCUCCGAUAUAUCACCGAGAUGUCAAGUCUAGCAACAUUUUGCUGGAUGAGAAGUUGAAGGCCAAAGUCUCGGAUUUUGGGUUAUCUCGGUUGGCUCACACUGAUAUGAGCCACAUAUCGACGUGUGCUCAAGGUACACUCGGAUAUCUUGACCCCGAGUACUAUCGCAACUACCAGUUGACUGAUAAGAGCGACGUAUAUAGCUUCGGAGUAGUGUUGUUGGAGCUCUUGACAUCUCAAAAGGUGAUAGACUUCAAUCGAGCGACGGAUGAUGUGAAUCUGGCGGUCUAUGUGCAGAGGAUGGUGGAGGAGGAGAGGAUAAUGGAUGUUGUGGAUCCAAUGCUAAAGGAACAGGCGAGCACUGCCAAUGUGGAGACCAUGAAGGCGCUCGGGUUUCUUGCCGUGGGAUGCUUGGAGGAACGGAGGCAGAACCGUCCUUCCAUGAAAGAAGUUGCCGAAGAAAUUGAGUAUAUCAUGAGUGUUGCAACGGCCGAAGUAGUAGAGAGUUAAUUCUGCAGAACCAGGUAACACAGUCGAAUAGUCAUGGGUAGUUUAUUUUUAUUGAUCAUGCGUGGUUGUUGUACUAGUCUCUAAGCACAAAGAUGGAGCCUUUCACAAUCCUGAAGUUUAUGUCUCUCAUGUAAUACAGAACCUCUUCAGAAGGCAGUUUUUUUACCGUAGGUUUACUGCUUGUUCUUGAAUUUAGCACUAGGAGAACCUUUUUGGACAGAAUGCGCAAAAGUAUAUUUUGUAGUGAAUAAGCUUUGACUA
This is a messenger RNA of Eucalyptus grandis, 2178 nucleotides long. RefSeq names its product wall-associated receptor kinase-like 20. Gene Ontology annotation, molecular function: protein serine/threonine kinase activity; ATP binding; polysaccharide binding. Gene Ontology annotation, biological process: cell surface receptor signaling pathway; protein phosphorylation. The transcript is spliced from 3 exons. Lineage: Eukaryota; Viridiplantae; Streptophyta; Magnoliopsida; Myrtales; Myrtaceae. The record is from RefSeq and is a predicted model, not a curated record. Gene Ontology annotation, cellular component: plasma membrane. The annotation marks the transcript as partial.